Messenger RNA from Coturnix japonica (Japanese quail), 1030 nucleotides. The record is from RefSeq and is a predicted model, not a curated record. NCBI's taxonomy places the organism in Eukaryota, Metazoa, Chordata, Aves, Galliformes, Phasianidae.
CCAAAUGGGGAGACCCUAAAGACGCUGCUGGCGCUGGGCUGCCACGUGGGGAUGGCGGAUGAGAAGGCGGAAGAGAACCUAAAAAAGGUCAAACUGCCCAAAAGCUAUAUGAUGAGCAAUGGUUACAAGCCGGCCCCAUUGGACCUGUCCCACGUCCGUCUGACCCCGGCGCAGCUGACGCUGGUGGAUCGGCUGGCGGAGAACGCGCACAACGUGUGGGCACGGGAUCGUGUGGGGCAGGGCUGGACCUACAGCAUCGUACAGGACAUCAAGAACAAGCGCAACCCGCGCCUGGUGCCCUACAACCUGCUGGACGAGCGCACCAAGAAAACAAAUAGGGACAGUUUGUGUGAGGCCGUGAGGACCCUCAUGGGGUACGGCUACAACAUCGAGCCCCCCGACCAGGAGAGCCCGGCCCAGGGCUCCCCCCACGGCCCCGACAAGGUCCGGAUCUUUAGGGCCGAGCGCAGCUACGCGGUGCGGGCAGGGAAAUGGUACUUUGAGUUCGAGGUUCUGAGCACGGGGGAGAUGCGUGUGGGGUGGGCCCGGCCCCACGUCCGCCCCGAUGUGGAGCUGGGAGCCGACGACUUGGCCUACGUCUUCAACGGCCACCGGGCCCAGCGCUGGCACGUUGGCGGUGAGUCCUUUGGGCGCAGCUGGCAGCCCGGUGACGUCGUCGGCUGCAUGAUCGACCUGGGGGAGCUGCACAUCAGCUUCACCCUCAAUGGGGAGACGCUGAUCAGCGACGGGGGGACGGAGGUGGCCUUCAGGGACUUCGACGUGGGGGACGGGUUUGUCCCGGUGUGCAGCCUGGCCCUGGACCAGUCUGCCCGGCUCAAUCUGGGUCAGGACGUUUCCAGCCUGCGGUUCUUCACCAUCUGUGGCCUCCAGGAGGGGUUCGAGCCCUUCGCCAUCAACAUGAAGCGCCCCAUAGCGCUGUGGGUCAGCAAGAGCCUGCCCCAGUUCGGCCCCAUAGACCCCGACGACCCCGAGCUGGAGGUGGGCAAAGCUACGGGGUGGGAUGGGGGGG